CCUUUACCUAGAUAACAGGAUUGGUGAUGCUUGUGAAAAUGACUUUGAUAAUGAUGCUGUCUUUGACCAGUUUGAUGUCUGUCCUGAGAGUGCAGAGGUCACUCUUACUAAUUUCCGAGCCUAUCAGACUGUCAUUCUGGAUCCUGAGGGUGAUUCACAGAUUGACCCAAAUUGGGUAGUCCUCAACCAGUGACCUCCUGAGCGAAAAUGCCUGAAGUGGAUAUUGAAUAUCCUGCCAAUAAUCACCCAAACUUGAGUGUGGCCACUUGGAUGAGACACUUAAAGGAUCCUACAGUGAUGUGAGGAAUGGUGGAAAAAGAGCUAUUUAUUUGGUUGGUGUCACUGGUUGGUAACAUUUACAGUCAGAAGAUUGAGGGCUCACAUUCGAUUUCAGAGAGACACAAAAUGAGAACACCUCCACGAAGAAUUGGUGCUACGCUGUAAUGAGAGAAACAUCAUCCUUCAAAUGAGAUAAUGACCUCAAUUCCUGUCUGUUCGGGUGGAUCUAAAGGUUUCCAUUGGACUUAAUCUGGUUGUUACAGAACCACCUCAGCUGCCAUUUGCUAUAUCAGUGAAUGCUCUGCUCUUUAAGAUUGUGCUAAAGGCUAUGACAUGAUGGAGCACCCCACCGCCAAACACAAAAACAUUGCCAGUGAAACCAAAGAGAAUAUUGGGGAUGCCAAAGUAAACAAUGAUGCCAAAGAGAAUGGAGAAGGAAAUGCCAGUGAGGGCAAAGUGACCAGUGGCACCAAAGAAAAUCCCAGUGAUGCCAAGGAGAGUACCAAUGGAACACCCAGUGAUAUCACUGAGAACGAUCCUUCCCAUUGUGAUGCCAAAGAAAAGACCAGCAAAAGAGAUAAGAAGCAGGGAGGAGAUGGCCACUCACCCAGCUCCAGCUCCAGUAGCAGCUCUUCUGACAGUGAAGGUGAAGGAAAGCUCAGAUGUGGAGAGAGAAAGAAAAAAGUGAAGCAAGUUAAAGGGACCAAGGGAGAGAGCGACAAAGGGGAAUGCAAGCACUAACAGCAGCGAAGAACCUGGAGGAAAUGUUUAAAAAUGAUUUUGCUAUUUUCUCUUGGCACCUUUAUAUUUUAGAUUAAUCUUUGCCCGCUUGGUUCGAGGUCCUCUACUUCUGUUCACUGUCCUUGACCAGCCUGAGGAGAACUGUUCAGAAUGUACACAGAGUCAUUCAGGAACUUGCACAUCAGUUCAUUCUAGAAUUAUGAGCAGAUGAGUUAGGGGCUCAGAGUUGGCCAUUCAGCCUCUUGUGCAUGCUAUGCUGUUUGAUGAGAUCAAGGCUGGUAGUGGCCUCGCAUCCAUUUUUCUGCCUGGCCCAGUACCAGUUCUCUCCUUCAUUAGGGAGGAUCUCUACCUCUGGGCUCGAAACGAUAAAUGGUACUGCCUCCAUCACACUCUGGGCAAGAGAGUUCCACAUCGUCUUCAUCCACUGAGGGAAAAUAAUCUCUUCAAUCCUCCUUUGAAAGGAAGACCUCUUAUCGUUUAAGCAGUGUCUCCUGUUUAUGGCCUUUCUGACCAGAUCCUCUCACUCUAUUCUGGAGCUUAAUUCAUUGACCUGCAGCUGCCUGGGCCCUAAACCCAGGAACUCUCUCCCCAAAUCCCUCUAAUUUUUUUCUUUAAAAUGCUUCCAUGACCAGGUUUCCCCAACGUCCUAUUGCAGAAUUU
Chiloscyllium plagiosum (whitespotted bambooshark) is the source of this 1680-nucleotide messenger RNA. RefSeq lists its product as uncharacterized. Lineage: Eukaryota; Metazoa; Chordata; Chondrichthyes; Orectolobiformes; Hemiscylliidae. The record is from RefSeq and is a predicted model, not a curated record.